CGCAGCUAGAGCGACGUCGUUUUCAUACGGUUAUCGACCACAGCAUAGAUGAUCGGAGUUUCUCGCGAUUCAUGAGGUCACUUUUAAUAACCAAGGAACUUCCCGGUGCAUCGACAACGGAAGCUGACAGCGACAUUUCGAGUCGCGACAUCCUGUGUAGCAACGGCGGAUGUUUGUUUGGCGCUAGAUAUUUGUUGCGCAAUGAAUCUUGGUGUGGGUGGUGAAUCCUGAAGGGUCGCCGAAAAAGGAGCCAUGGCGUAGCAUGCUGCCAACAAAGAAAUUCCGCCUGCGACGGUUGCUCAUCACUGCAAUCGGCCUCAGCUGCGGAACUUUACUCUUCAUUGGACUUCGGGACCCGUCAUCACCCUAUACAGCACCUGGUGGUCGAGAAGACAACGUCCUGGAACCCAAAGAUGUCCCUGAAAGCCAUGAACCUCAAGCGCUACCGCGCUUUGAAGCCGUUACGGCAGCACCAAGUCCUGCCGACGAGAUCGUCCAGCCAGGUAAUGGCAAGCCUUGGUUCAUGAAACAAGGCACCCUUCGACCGUCACCGGGCCAUGCACAAAGGUUGUGGCCGCAUCAGGUGCCGUCGGGAGAUCGUAUCGUGGACCAACUCAUGUACAUGCCUCAAGGCUACGCACGAAAUGCCACCAAGCUCAAGAAGAUCGUCCUCAUGUACGGCCUCAGCGGAUGGGGAGACUUGCCGAAAGGUCGAUCUAUAUUUCUCCGCGACAAAUGUCCCGUGGACACGUGUGAGAUCCUGACGUCGCAAGACGAAAGUCCGGAUGCGGACGCCAUUUUGUUCAAGGACAGGUUUACACCCCCAAAGCACAGGCGAAACCCAAAUCAAGUGUGGAUGCUGUAUUUGCUGGAGUGCCCUUAUCACACACAGGGCUUUAAAGGGCUGAAGAAUAUAUUCAACUGGACAGCUACUUACAGACACGAUUCAGACAUCGUAGCUCCGUACGAGAAGUUUGUAUCCUUCGAACCCUGGCUCGGCAGGGAUGACCGUCCUCCCGUUCCCGUCUCCUCCCGAAACAAGACGAAGAAAGUGGCCUGGUUCGUGUCCAACUGUGCCGCACGCAAUCAACGUCUUCAGUACGCCAGGGAGCUGUCAGCCUACAUCGACGUCCACAUCUACGGCCAGUGUGGACCUUUCAAGUGUCCCAGGUCUCGAGCCGGACGAUGCUUCGACUUGCUCGAUCGGGACUACAAGUUCUACCUGGCUUUUGAAAAUUCAAACUGCAAGGAUUACAUCACGGAGAAGUUCUUUGUUAACGGGCUCGGGCACGACGUAUUGCCGAUCGCGAUGGGCGCACAAAUCGACGACUACCGGCGAUCUUCCCCGAACCGCUCUUUCAUCCACGUGGAAACAUUUCCUUCUCCUCGGGAAUUGGCAGACUUCUUACACCUUCUAGAUCGCAACGACACCCUCUACAACGAGUACUUUCGGUGGAAAGGCACGGGAGAGUUCGUCAACACCUACUUCUGGUGCCGCGUGUGCGCCAUGUUGCACGCCCCACCGGUACACAAGGUGUAUCCGGACAUCCAUGCCUGGUGGAGUGGUCCUGGAACUUGCAACACCCGAACCUGGAAAGCCAUCAAGAGAAAACAUCAGGCUUCCAUAGGUUAUGUGUUCACGUGACGUAUAAGUAUACAGCUAUAGGGUUAACUUA
Messenger RNA from Ornithodoros turicata, 1676 nucleotides. Its product is annotated as glycoprotein 3-alpha-L-fucosyltransferase A-like. Gene Ontology annotation, cellular component: membrane. The coding region runs from base 263 to 1645 and encodes 460 amino acids. NCBI's taxonomy places the organism in Eukaryota, Metazoa, Arthropoda, Arachnida, Ixodida, Argasidae. The transcript is spliced from 6 exons. Gene Ontology annotation, molecular function: fucosyltransferase activity. The record is from RefSeq and is a predicted model, not a curated record.